Molecule: messenger RNA, 3334 nt
Organism: Ceratotherium simum simum (southern white rhinoceros)
Lineage: Eukaryota; Metazoa; Chordata; Mammalia; Perissodactyla; Rhinocerotidae
Source: RefSeq, a predicted model, not a curated record
UGGGGGAAGGGAGGGAGGUGGGGGCGCGCAUCAGGAUGGGAUGUUGAGGGAGAUGACGUAGGGGCCGGCGGCGUGGGGAGGGGAGAAGCGGGGGAAGCCGUGGCGAGAUUAAGUAAUGAGAACUUGGGCCCAGUUGUUUCCAAGCCUGAAAGGGCAGAAUAUGUUCGUAUCCUUUCUGACUUCCCAGGCAAAUUCAGCGUUUUCCACAUUUAGGAGACUGCAGAAAGGUGGGGCAGAUAGAUUGGAGAUGGCAAAGAUCUUUUUGGGUAUAUAUGGGCCUGGAGAAGUAAUGGAAUAAUUUCUAAUUUUUGGAGAAGCCCUCAUGCUGGGAUGGCAGAAGAUGAAGCUGAUGCUAAGAGCCCAAAGACUAGGGGAAGGGCCUCCUCAGGUAGUGCUGAGGCAGGGGAACCUACCACCCUUCUUCAGAGGCUCCGAGGUACCAUUUCCAAAGCCGUGCAGAACAAAGUAGAGGGAAUCCUGCAAGAUGUACAGAAAUUCUCAGACAACGACAAGCUGUAUCUCUACCUUCAGCUCCCCUCAGGGCCGAGUACAGGAGACAAAAGCUCAGAGCCAAAUACACUCAGCAAUGAGGAGUACAUGUAUGCCUAUAGGUGGAUCCGCAACCACCUAGAAGAGCAUACUGACACCUGUCUGCCAAAGCAAAGUGUUUAUGAUGCCUAUCGGAAGUACUGUGAGAGCCACGCCUGUUGCCGCCCACUCAGCACAGCCAACUUUGGCAAAAUCAUCAGAGAGAUCUUCCCUGACAUCAAGGCCCGAAGGCUUGGUGGCCGGGGCCAGUCCAAGUAUUGCUACAGUGGUAUACGAAGGAAGACUUUGGUGUCUAUGCCACCCUUGCCUGGACUUGACCUAAAGGGCUCUGAGAGUCCAGAAAUGGGCCCAGAAGUAACCCCAGCACCUAGAGAUGAACUGGUUGAGGCAGCCUGUGCCCUGACCUGCGACUGGGCAGAGCGAAUCCUGAAACGGUCCUUCAGUUCCAUCGUUGAGGUCGCCCGCUUCCUGCUACAGCAGCAUCUCAUCUCUGCCCGAUCUGCACAUGCCCAUGUGCUCAAGGCCAUGGGGCUUGCUGAAGAGGACGAACAUGCCCCUCGAGAACGGUCAUCUAAAUCCAAGAAUGGUGUAGAGAACCUAGAGGGUGGAGCCCAUAAGAAACCAGAGAGACGGGCCCAGCCUCCUAAAGACGUGGAACCCCGGGCUGGGGCUGGCCCUGCAGCACGCGGAGAGCGGAAGAAAAGCAUAGUGGAGAGCCCGGCCCCAGCAGCCAAUAACCCGCAGGUUAAUGCCCUGGUGGCCCGGCUGCCUCUGCUUCGCCCUCGGGCCCCUCGCUCGCUCAUUCCGCCAAUCCAAGUCUCUCCACCCAUCCUGGCCCCCAGGCUUUCUUCAGGCGCUCUGAAAGUAGCGACGCUGCCUCUGCCCAGUAGGGCUGGGGGACCCCAGGCAGCUGUGCCCAUCAUUAAUAUGAUCUUACCAACUGUUCCUGCUUGGCCUGGGUCUGGGCCUGGGCUUGGGCCAGCUCCACCUGGGGGGCUCACUCAUCCGCGGGGCACAGAGAAUAGGGAGGUAGGCAUAGGUGGUGACCCAGGACCCCAUGACAAGGGUGUCAAGAGGACAGCUGAAGUACCUGUGAAUGAGGCCAGUGGGCAGGACCCACCAGCUAAAGCAGCAAAGCAGGAUAUAGAGGAUACAGGAAGUGAUGGCAAAAGAAAACGGGGGCGCCCUCGAAAAAAAUCAGGUGGAAGUAAGGAAAGGAAUUCUACCCCUGACAAGUCAGCAGCUGCUAUGGACUCUGCCCAGUCCUCAAGGUUACCACGGGAGACAUGGGUCUCUGGAGGGGAAAGCAACUCAGCUGGAGGGUCAGAGAGGCCAGGCCCAAUGGGAGAGGCUGAGAAGGGGACGGUGCUUGCCCAAGGUCAGGAAGACGGUGCUGUUUCCAGAGGAGGAAGGGGCCCCAGUUCCCGGCAUGGCAAAGAAGCAGAACAUAAAAUUCCUCAUGUCACCCCGAAAGUGAGUGUCAUCAAGGGCAGUAGAAGCCAAAAGGAGGCUCUUCAUUUGGUAAAGGGAGAGUUAGACACUGCAGCACAGGGUAAUAAAGACUUAAAGGGGCAUGUGCUUCAAAGUUCCUUAUCCCAUGAGCAGAAAGACCCCAAAGCAACACCCCCGUGAUAGGAAUGUGGGGAAGAGUGUUCACAUCAUAUGUUAACUCUACCUGUCCGCCUAGUAGAGGCCCUUCUCUGCACUUGCUUCUCCUUUGGCUCUUCUUUUCUGAAGAGAAUUUAUGCUAUUCUGUAUAGACAGCUAAGGCACCCUGUCCUACACAGUGCUUGGUUCCUGCCUCUGACCUUUCCAGCUCAAUACCCUUGGCUUUAGAGUCACUAAUAAAUCUGUAGUGACCAUCUUACCUGGAUCCCUGUGCUAUCCUGUGAGAAGAUAGGGAUGGAAUAAGUAUGAUGAAUGUCUAAGUUAGGAAUCUUUUGGUUUUAAAUCGUAGAAAACCUAACUUAAACUGGCUUAAAAAUAAAGAUAUAUUGGCUCAUGCAACUGGAAAGUCCAGAGGUAGUGCUGGCUCCAGUAAAGCUGAUCCAGUGGCUCACUAUGUCUCUAAAUACCUGGUUGACUUUUUACCCUGCUGCUCUACCUUCUGUAGGCUCAUCUUAAGCCUGGGCCGCCUCAUGGCUGCCAGCACUCCUACUAUUACAUGUUUCUUCAUUUAUGUUCAACCAGAAAGAGAGGGCAUCUUUGUGUGGGAAUCCUAGCCAAAACCCUCACUCUGAUUAGGCCAGCCUGGGUCACAUGUCCACCCCAAACCAAUCACUGUGGCCAGGGAUGGUAUAUGCUAAUUUGCUUAUUCUACAUCAUGGACUGCACUUGUGGAAAAAAAAUGCCUCCUGAGAAUCACAUAGAUCCCCAAAUGGAAACAGGGAGGGGGGGUCUUGGGGAGGCAGCUGACACCUACCACUACUAUGAAGCACAUGUGGUUUUAGCUUGCUAGGUUGAGAUCAGCUGUACCUCCUUCCUUUUUUUCUCAUAGUCUUGGAUUUUCCUUACUGCAGUUCUAAUUUCUUUCCUCUUGUUCUAGUCUCAAGAGGAAUGAGAGGGAAGUCACUCUACUUUGGGGACUAUCUCUUUAGUCUCAUUUAGAUGACUAUCUAAGUUUUUUCACCUAUAUUUCAGAGAUGGAACUUCUUCCUUUUCCUAUUUUCUGAAUUUUAGUUUCCUCCUCAUUCCUGCUUCCUUAUCCCUCACCCUACUGCCACUUUCAUCAAGUAGAGUGAAAGAUUUACUUCCUAGUCAUUUUAUUAAAUUCAUUCUGUAUCCA